Halichondria panicea is the source of this 1884-nucleotide messenger RNA. RefSeq lists its product as uncharacterized. The record is from RefSeq and is a predicted model, not a curated record. The transcript has 9 exons. The coding region runs from base 88 to 1764 and encodes 558 amino acids. Lineage: Eukaryota; Metazoa; Porifera; Demospongiae; Suberitida; Halichondriidae.
CCACGUAAUGGUAGAUCUAGGUACCUAUAAAAGCCGCAGUUGCUUUUUAUAUGAUUGUACAAGCUAGCUAGCAAUCAAUUUGAGACUAUGGCUGAAGAAAGAACAGAUGCAGUAUUGACUGGCUCUGAUCAGAUCACCCUUGAAUGCUCUACAGAGUACGUGAGCUACCCUCUGACUGAGCAGACAUGUUGGGCUGUCACCUCCUUCAAAGCUCCUUUUCACGAGCCGACCUCUCGAGCCUCAGUGGACAUUGUGGCUGUCAUUGACAAGAGUGGCUCUAUGGGUGGAGAGAAGAUCAAGUUGGUCAGGAAAACACUGUUGUUUGUCAUUGAUCAAUUGAAGGACUGUGACCGGAUGUCACUGGUUACUUAUGACUCUGGUGUGACUCUCAACUUUUCCCUCAUGAAGAUGGACACACCCAAUAAAGACAGGGCUAAGGCUUUUGUUGAGUCGAUCAAAGAGGGCUCCUGCACCAACCUCUGCGGAGGACUACUAAAAGGAAUGGAGCAGGUAGCUCUGACGAGUGGUGACGAUGAGAAGGCUAAAGUCCAGUCUGUGCUCCUACUAACAGAUGGUUUGGCAAACGAGGGCAUCACAGGCAUGGCCAAUAUUCUCAAUGUAAUCAAGAAAUUCCAGGAGGAGGGACAGGGAGCUGUGGAAACAUACUCACCAGUCUCAAAUCCUCCUCGUCGUCAACAACAACAGAGAGUGCAAAAUGUACGACAAACUCGACCUGGUUUCUUUGGACGGCUGUUUGGAAAUCAAUCGUCCUCAGCUCAACCAACCCCACCCCCUCUGCAGCAACCAGGUCCACCCCCUCAGCAGCAACAAGCUCCACAAAUGCAGCAACAAGCCCCGCUGAGCAUGCCUAAGUUGGAUGUAAAUGAUGAAGAAGAAGCCAUGGAAGUAGACGAGUCUGAGCCAAAACCGAAGCCAUCGGGCCCUAAAUUUGAGGGCACCAUCUACACGUUUGGGUUUGGGUCUGACCACGAUGCCACUCUGCUGGAGGCCGUCUCCACCCAGGGGGGCGGAGUCUACUAUUACAUUGACUCUAACGAAAAGAUUCCUGAGUCAUUUGCUGACUGCCUGGGGGGUCUACUGAGUGUGGUGGGUCAGAACCUCUCUCUCAAGCUGGAGCUACAGGGAGGCAACAGUGUGGCCGAGGUACACGCUAACAGAGCCAUCAAUUGGACGACUCCUGACAAAACCUGUGACAUUGCCAUGGGAGACCUUCAGUCGGAGGAGGAGAGAGAUAUUGUGAUGGAGCUAAAACUGCCGACUAUGCCCAGUCCCCAACAAGACCUGGUCAUAAAGGCUACUCUCUCCUACUUCAAUGUCAUCACUUCAGCCCUUGACACUGUCACUUUUGACCUCAACAUAGACAGGAAAGACGGUGCUCAGGGCCCAGCAAAGGAAUCUGUGGAUGUGCAGAGGAACAGAAUCAUUGCAACUAGUGCUCUGAAGAAAGCCGAACCACUUGCUGAUCAAGGCAAGCUGGAAGAGGCUAGAACUAUUUUGAAGGACGCUAUUAAGCGAUUGGAAGAGUCUGCUUCUGCUCAACAAGAUUUCUGCAAGGCACUCAUCAGUGACUUGAAACAGAGUCUGGAGUCGAUGCGCUCGAGAGAUGAGUACCACGGCCAUGGGAAACUAUACAUGCAUAGCAAGGCCCAAGCUCACUCUGUGCAGAGGUCAAAUUUUGUGGAUGAUACCAGUUACUACCAGACCUCCUCUAAGAUGGCUAUGAGGUCAAAGGCCAAGUGGUAAACUUGAACUUUAUUUUUGUUAUUGUUGGCACUAGAAUGCAAUAUAUCUGUUCUUGUGAUUAUUGUGAACUCAUAGUUUUUAUUACCCCAUUGAAAUUUUGAAUAAAAUUAUACUCAUCAA